Molecule: messenger RNA, 2526 nt
Organism: Gloeophyllum trabeum ATCC 11539
Lineage: Eukaryota; Fungi; Basidiomycota; Agaricomycetes; Gloeophyllales; Gloeophyllaceae
Exons: 14
Coding region: 1-2289 (762 amino acids)
Source: RefSeq, a predicted model, not a curated record
AUGACGAGCAGCAAGACAGAACGGGCGGCUGAGUUCCCUCACGACCUUCACCCAGCCGUGAAGCUUGUACCAGCAUCUGAACGCAGCGCGCUGCCGUUCUUGAAGGCGACGCACGCAAGACUCGUCGAUACUAGGACACCAGGGAAAGAAAAUCAGCAUUAUAAGUGGCGCGCGAGGGAUCAUCGCAAAGGGAGGCACCAGCAAUACGCACCUAAGAGCUCGAAACCUGAUAGGAGGAGAAUGGGAUGGAGGAAGCUCGGUAGGAUGCUGGUCCUGGAAUACUGGAAUAUCAGCUGGUGGAUAGCAGUUGUGCAACGUCAGCUCUUCACCCUCGGAAGCGUCGUGUGGUGUGUGAACGGCUUCGUCGUCUACCUACCCUACCUCUACACCACGAUCGAACCUAACCCUGUAUCCGGGGGAUGGACCGCCUGGGUAGGCGCGACAAUAUUCACCAUGGCGUCAGUCUUACUGAUAUGGGAAGCGUGGAACAGGUCUAACACAGUGUACUUCGGCUGGGGGAUCGAACGACUGCUGCAACACCACCCGCUGCAUGUCGAGAAUACCGGAACGUAUAACGACUGCGCUGAACUAGAGCAAGGCAGCAGAGACGGAUCGUCCACGACGCUGCCAGCCCCUCCGGGGCAGAGGAAGUGGAUAUGGUGGACGACUGACUCGAAAUACUGGCGCGAACUGGGGUUUCUCGCGGGCUUUGCGCAGCUGUGCGCCGCGACCAUCUUCUGGAUCAGCGGAUUCACAGCGCUACCCGAGAUCCAGGACGCGAUAGUUGUCGGCGGCAGCGGCUUUAUUAUCAGCUCCGUGCUUUACAUGUUAGAAACGCAGACCAGGUGGUAUCGCCCCAACGUCAGUGACCUGGGCUGGCAAAUCGGAUGCGCAAUGGGCUUCACGCUCUGCGGCAUCUUCGGGUACUCCGCGAAACACUGGCGGCAGUACCAGAGCGCGCUGUCGACGUUCUGGGGCAGCUGGGCAUUCCUGAUUGGCUCGGUCAUGCAGUGGUAUGAGGCGGUCAAUGCUGUGGAGCCCGUCGUUCCAGCCGAGGAGAAGGGGAAGACAGAAGACGGAGAACAGAAGACGGGCAGGACAGAUGGAUUCAUACGUGAGUUGCGGUCGCAACACGGCACGCCAUCACCGGCCCAUUUCCCCGUCCGCCUGCAGGUCCCCGGCCUGCAGCCUUAUCCGCUUCUCUUCCAGGCUAUAUAUGUAAGGUAUGACAUACAUCCGAAUCCCGAAGGGCGCUCGCAACUCCCAAGGCGGACUCAGCGUAGGAGCUCGAGCAUGGCUGCCCGCGACUUCUUCAAGCAUACUUGGCCGGCAUGGCUCUUGGCCAUGGUCUCCGCGGCCCUCCUGUACGGGGUGUGCUUCGAGACCCCCAACGGCGACAAGAGCAUGUACAUCGUCAAGCUCAAUGUGGACUACCCCCAAGAUGCAGUCUACCCCGACGUCCAUGGGCACGGCUGGAUAAACAUCCUGGGAUACUGCAGGAACUUCACUAACUGGCACCACUACAAAUUCUGCGAGGGCCCCAUGGUGGGGUUCAACUUGAAGAAUUCGGAGCUCGUGGACGGCGACAUAAGCAGGGGGGCCAGUGACUUCAAUAUUAUUCCCCAGCACAUGAUGUUCGUCCUGGGCGUCUUCCACGUCCUCGCCAUGGCCCUCGCGCCCAUCCCCGCGCUUGUCGGGUUCGCCGCCGGCCUGCGCGGCUCCUGCUUCGGGCUGGCGGCGGCGCCGUUCAAUGCCGUCGCCGCUGCGCUUGCGUCGGUAUUCCUCCUUGUCGCAAUGAUCUAUGAUUUCCUCAUGGUCAAGGAGGCGAAGAAGCACGCGGCGCAGUGGCAGAGCGCGACGGUCCACGCUCACCAGGGCGCCACGCCAUGGGUCGUGAUGCUUGCGUGGCUCAUGAUGAUGGCGGCCACUGUGCUGUUCUCGAGGGCAUGGUAUGUGAGCCGGAAGGCUAAGGCUCGAGCGCAGUCCGAGUCGGCGAGGGCGCUCACCCCGCCACAGACGGUCUACGCGGGUCCCUCAACCUCGGUUGCCCACGCCAUUGUGCUGCACCCCGCUGCGGACUUUAAGGGCGGUGACUUCAAGGUCGACUCGGAGCAGGGAUAUCUCCCAGAAUAUGAUGACAGUAAAGUCGCUGAAAAGGCCCAAAUGGCAGAAUUCGAGGACAAAGCUGAUCUCCAGAGGUUGUCCUCAGGCGACUCCAAAGCCAGUAGCAUCCACGAGCCUCUGCCUCGCUAUGAGGAGACUCCACUGGAGACGUCGGGCACGAUCUGAACCAUUUGGUAACGAAUUGACUGGUUUAUUCUGCUCAGGGCUCGAGGGACAAAGCAUGACGAAGUACGUAGAAAGAUCUAUCAUUGAAGGACAUUCUACUUGGUGCCCGGGCAUUCGUGCAUGGUUUGACCAUGUGUGAAUUCAUGUCGCGAUGCAUUCAGUUGUACCAGUAAUUGUGAUGUUCUUUGCUAUAUGCGCGUUUGAUGAAAAAGGUUAGGGAAGGUGAUUCUGUCGAAA